Molecule: messenger RNA, 824 nt
Organism: Choloepus didactylus (southern two-toed sloth)
Lineage: Eukaryota; Metazoa; Chordata; Mammalia; Pilosa; Megalonychidae
Gene: CRYBB1
Product: crystallin beta B1
Exons: 5
Coding region: 1-753 (250 amino acids)
Biological process (GO): lens development in camera-type eye; visual perception
Molecular function (GO): structural constituent of eye lens
Source: RefSeq, a predicted model, not a curated record
AUGUCUCAGGCUACAACAGCCUCAGCCACAGCUGCGGUGAACACAGGGCCUGAUGCCAAAGGGAAGGGGAACCCGCCUGCAGGAAUGGCUCCAGCCCCCGGCCCUGCCCUGGCCCCAGCAUCCGUGCCCAUACCCAGUGCCAAAGUGGGGGACCUCCCUCCUGGAAGCUACAAGUUGGUGGCCUUUGAGCAGGAGAACUUCCAGGGCCGACAUGUGGAAUUCUCCGGGGAGUGCUUGAAUCUGGGAGACCGCGGCUUAGACCGAGUGCGCAGCCUCAUUGUCACCUCGGGCCCCUGGGUCGCCUUUGAGCAGUCCAACUUCCGGGGGGAGAUGUUUGUCCUGGAGAAGGGCGAGUACCCACGCUGGGACACGUGGUCCAGCAGCUACCGCAGCGACCGGCUCAUGUCCUUCCGGCCUAUCAGGAUGGACUCCCUGGAGCACAAGAUCUGCCUAUUUGAAGGGGCCAACUUCAAGGGAAACACGAUGGAGAUCCAGGAAGACGAUGUGCCCAGUGUCUGGGCCUUUGGCUUCUGUGACCGCGUGGGCAGUGUGAGGGUCUCUGGUGGAACCUGGGUGGGCUACCAGUACCCCGGCUACCGUGGGUACCAGUACCUCCUGGAGCCCGGCGACUUCCAGCACUGGAACGAGUGGGGGGCCUUCCAGCCACAGAUGCAAGCCGUGCGCCGCCUGCGUGACAGGCAGUGGCACCGCGAGGGCCGCUUCCCCAUCCUGGCUGCCGAGCCCCCCAAGUGAGUCUACGCUCCUCUCUGUCCCCUCCUCAGGCUCAAUGUCCCCACCCUCCCCACGCAAAUAAAAGUCCCUAA